Messenger RNA from Trichomycterus rosablanca, 10629 nucleotides. Its product is annotated as protein Aster-B-like. NCBI's taxonomy places the organism in Eukaryota, Metazoa, Chordata, Actinopteri, Siluriformes, Trichomycteridae. The transcript is spliced from 19 exons. The coding region runs from base 266 to 2476 and encodes 736 amino acids. Gene Ontology annotation, molecular function: cholesterol transfer activity; cholesterol binding. Gene Ontology annotation, biological process: intracellular sterol transport. Gene Ontology annotation, cellular component: plasma membrane; endoplasmic reticulum-plasma membrane contact site; endoplasmic reticulum membrane. The record is from RefSeq and is a predicted model, not a curated record.
GUUCUGCUCAGCCGUCAGCCAUCGCUCACUGACGCUCUCCCCUACCAACACACCCACACACACACACACACACACACACACACACACCGAGCGCGAGAGAGCAGCCAUUAGCACGAGGACGGGCAGAGCCUCUCCAUCACAGAUGCUUCGGUCCUCAUCUCGGGAAUGCCUCUCCUGUUCCUCCUCCCUCCGUCCUCCUCGUCCGCUUCAUCCCUGCAGCGCUUCAUCAGACCGAGAGAUGCCGAGCGGAGGAGCGGCGUGAUACAUGGCUGCCAGCACUGCCAGUAAUUCCACCCGGAGCAGUCCCGCUUGCUCUCCGGUGCUGAGGAAGCGCUGUCGCUCGCCCACUGUGCCCAGUCUGGAGGGAGAGAACAUGGUGGAGAAGGGCUCCGAGAGCACCGACACCUCCAAGUCACCCUCCACCCCGGAGCAGCUGGUCGCCCGAACGUACUCGUCUCAGUCCACGCGGAGCAGCUCCAAAAACUCCAAGAAAAGCCAGAGCUGGUACAACGUUCUCAGUCCCACCUACAAGCAGAGAAAUGAAGACUUCAGGAAGCUUUUCAAACAGCUGCCGGACACCGAGCGCCUCAUCGUGGAUUAUUCGUGCGCUCUGCAGAGGGACAUCCUCCUGCAGGGCCGACUCUACCUUUCCGAGAACUGGAUCUGUUUCUAUAGCAACAUCUUCCGCUGGGAGACUCUGCUGACGGUGCGUCUGAAGGACAUCUGCUUCAUGACGAAAGAGAAGACGGCGCGUCUCAUCCCCAACGCCAUCCAGGUGUGCACGGAUACCGAGAAGCACUUUUUCACCUCGUUCGGGGCGAGGGACAGGACGUACAUGAUGACGUUCCGUCUCUGGCAGAAUGCCCUGCUGGAUAAGCCUCUGUGUCCUAAGGAGCUGUGGCACUUCGUCCAUCAGUGCUACGGCAACGAGCUCGGACUGACCAGUGAUGAUGAGGACUACGUGCCCCCUGAUGAUGACCUCAACACCAUGGGGUACUCUGAGGAGAUUCCAGUAGAAGACAAUGACGUGAAUGAUAACACGUCUAAGAGCAGCGGAGACAAUAAGCAGGACGGAAGCCCACCAUCACAGAAGAGAUCCAUCACACACUCCACCACUCCACCCAGCAGCACCGACAUGCCCAUGUCUGUUAGUACUUUCGAUAUCUCUCCUGAGGAGUACACGGACUGCCUGCCGGACCCGGAGCUCUUAGCACUGCCCCUACUGUCCGAGGAGAGGAACUGCGAGUCCACCGCGGGGCAGAUAGGCCCCGUUCCCUUGGCCUCGCUCGACUUCAACGAUAACGAAGACAUUCCCACCGAACUCAGCGAUUCAUCCGACACACACGACGACGAAGUGGAGGUGCAGGCGUUCCACGACGACCUGAACGGGCGCCAGUACAUCAACGAGGUGUAUAAGUUCGGCGUGGACACCAUGUACGCGUUCCUCUUCACCGAGUCACAGUUCAUGACUGACUUCAUGGAGCAGAGAAGAUUCACAGACGUGGUGUUUCACCCGUGGAAGAAAGGCGACGCCGGGAACCAGAGGAGAGAGAUCAUGUACACCAUCUCGCUGUCCAACCCUCUCGCUCCCAAAACCGCCACCGUCUGUGAGACUCAGACUCUGUACAAGGCCAGCCAGGAGAACGAGUGCUACAUCAUCGACGCGGAGGUGGUCACGCGCGACGUUCCGUAUCACGACUACUUCUACACGCUGAACCGCUACGCGCUGACACGCGUGGCCAAGAACAAGUGCCGCCUCAGGGUCUCGACAGAGCUGCGCUACAGGAAGCAGCCGUGGGGACUGGUGAAGGGGUUCAUCGAGAAAAACUUCUGGAGUGGACUGGACGAGAACUUCAGGAGCCUGGAGCUUGAGCUGGCCAAAGCGGAAGACCUGCUGCUAGAAGCGCACAGGCCGUCUCCCAAAGCCAAAGCGCUGAAGAGCGCCACCCUGAGGAGGAGAAAAAGAACCCUCCCGCACCUGCGCACGCCACAUCCGGAGGAGACGCUCAGCCCCGUGACCACGCCCACCGACGAGGAGGUCGUUCACAGAAUCAAACACGUAGCAGGCUCCACCCAAACGAGACACACCCCUGAACACGCUCCAGGCUUUGGGGCCUUCUGCAGCGUCUCCAGAUUGCUGCUCGUCGUCAGUCUUGUUCUGGUGCUCCUGGUGUUCCUGAACAUGAUGCUCUUCUAUAAGCUGUGGAUGCUGGAGGACUCCGCCCAGAGCCUGAUGACCUGGCAGGGACUGCGCUUAGACGAGAGCAAAUUCCCACAGUCACAGGUGGAAUGGGCUCAGCUUCUGGAAUCUCAACAGCGCUUCCAUGAGGCCGAGCUGCAGAAAUGGAGAGAGAUCAUCAAAUCGUCAGUGCUGCUGCUGGACCAGAUGAAGGACUCUCUGCUGGGUCUCCAGAGAGGCGUGAGUUUAAGAGACUGCAGCUCGGACUCAGACGAGAAGCCGACCCAUUACGGCUGAGAAACCCGGUGUGGAGUGUUUGUAAGUGUGUCGGAGAACAUGCACACCAGACCCGAGGCGUGGACGUAACCUGUCACUAUGCACUCCUGUUAGGUUGAGGAUAGAGGAGAAGGAGGCAGAGAAAUCGAGGGAGAUCAGUAUCUGCAGGACAGUCGUGGUCUGGACGUCAUGGAUGGAACGAGUUCUCCAUCACCUCACCCCUUUUUUCUCUGCCCUCCUCCUCGUUCUGAAGCAGUUACUGCCACAGCAGAGACGCCACGGCGCUGGACUGAGGGGAUGGAAAGGAUGGGAUUAUUUUUAUAGUUUCUUUUUAAUCCUCUCAGUGUGACUGGCAUGUCAUUUUACUGUAAGGGCGCAUUCACGUGAGAAGCGGCAAAACCGUGGCUCCUCCAAUGAGACAAACUGUUUGAUACGAGGACAAUGUGACUUAUUGUAGUAAAACAGCCAGUGAGGAAUUUGAUUGGCGAAGAGAAGUUUAGUGCUCCUGUCUCCUUCUUUUACUACAUUAAACCACGUUAAGCUUCAUUUUCAACCAGAAGCGUUUUAGACUCUGGGAGAAGCCGAUUCUGAUUCUCACCGUUUCUCAGAAGCUGGAGCUGUAACACAAGUUUAAAAGUGAAACAGGGAGGAGAAUCCAGAUAAACACAGAUACACGUGGAGCUGUAACACCGGAUCUGAGGGUUAAACGCUUCUCAUGUGAAUGCGCCCUAAGGCUGCAGCAUCACUUUGCUCAUCAUAAAACCAGACCAGGGAUCUGACACGUAUGUGGAGGGUUCGUAAAUCAGCGUAUAUUAAAAAUAAUGAACUAUCUAUAAGGAACUAUACAAAUCUAUAGUCUUAAGUUCCUGUCCUCUGCCUGUGUCCCAAAAAAUCUCUGUAAUAAAUACAAUAUAUGUAUCUGGAUAUAUGUAUAUGUACCGAAAGUAUCUGAACACAUGACCCUAACCUUGCAGGGACGUUUCGGAAAUGCAUCAGAAACAAGAAUCGGUGGUUUUGUUUAUUCUUUAUACUUUUAUUUAACUAACAAAAGUGCACACAAGUGAUUUUAAGACUUUCAUGGCUGAAACACCUUUAGUUACAAACUAGGAGUGGUGUCCGCAAUCUUUUGACCAUAUAGUGCACAUAGUGUGGCAUCUGCAUGGUCGUUCUAUAGGCCAGUUGGGCGUCAACUACAAGGGGCGUGGGAAGGUGGCCGAAUUAGCCCAGCCAUCGGGAGGCGCAUUUGUCGGUGCGCUCUCAGUUGUAGCCUAACGUUUAAAGCUUAACGUUACUGGACUAGUAAUCGAAAGGUUGCCGGUUCAAGCCCCACUUCACUGUUGGGCCCUCGAGCAAGGCCCUUAACCCUCAACAUACUGUCACACUACUGUAAGUCGCUUUGGAUAAAAGCGUCCGCUAAAUGCUGAAAAUGUAAAUGUAAACGCUGGAGGGUUGCAUCAGGACGGGCAUCCAGGGUAAAAACUGUGCCAAGUCUGGUAUGCUGAGCACAACCCCUAAAUACAGUCUUUUAUUGUGGCCGGCGGUUGCUCAGUGGUUGAGGUGCUGGACUAGUGAUCAGAAGGUUGCUGGGUCAAGCCCAACGACCUCCUGGUUGGCACUUCUGAGCCACCUUAACCCUGAAUUCUUUGCAUUGUAUUCAGCCACGGUUGUAAAUCGUUUCGGAUAAAAGCAUCCACUGAAUGCCAUAAAGACAGAGCUCAUGACCUGCCAUUACUGUUUUUUAUUUAUUUAUUUAUUUAUUUAAUUGGUUACAGAUAAAAAGUCGCUUUCAGGUUAAUUGAUCAUAGAUUAAAAAAUGUCGUUUUGCAGAGCUCCACUGCAAUAUGACACAAACGUACAGAAUGAGGUGUGUUGUGCGGUAAAACAGAAGGAUUCGUGACGACUGAGAGAUGCUGCAGCCUGCCGUUAAAGGAAACCUGUAUUUUUAUUACAGUGUUCGGUUACUAAACUGUGAUUAAUCCCUCGAGGAAGGUGGAUCAGUGGGGUGGACGUGGAUGAAACGUGACAUAUGUGAAUAUAGAGUAUAUAUUUAAUUUAUCUAUUGGAGGAUCUUAUGGAAUCUAUAGAGAGUAUGAAGAGUUUUUAUCUAUUGUACAGCGUUUACUUCAGUGUUGCACGUUCACGCGUCUGUGACGUUUGUGUACGUGUGUGUGUGUGUGUGUGUGUGUGUUACCGUUCUUAGUAACGUGAAUGUGCUAGUACAAAGGGGCCGGCGUCCAGCGUGUGUGAGGAUACGAACCGUUCCACAGUCUCUGGUGUAUUAAGCCAAGCUGCCUUUCUUUUACCCAGAGAUCCGUAAUCCGCCAUGAAAGAGCUGGACAUCGUAAACCCGAGCCGCCGUCCUGGCUCGGCCGAGUCCCCGAACACCGUACAGGGUGCUGGGAAAUCGAUUUAUCAUCGUAUGAUUAUCGUUGAAACACGCUGUCGUUAUUAUGUGCGCUCCCGAAGCACUGAACGAAGGUCUGUGUUUCUUUUCAUGUCUUUGUGUCUUUAAUGAAGUAAAAUAUUGCACACGGUAGUAGGGAACAUACUAGGCCUAAACCAAAUAUAGUAUUAAAUUAAAUAGAAAUAUUGCAUUAUAGAUGUCUAUGAUUGAAAUUAACGUUUAUUAGCAGGCACAAUUUAGUGUGUGUUCCAGUACUGAUUUAACACCACCGACAGUGGAAACCACACUGUUUGCACAUCUGUUGUGCCUCUCACCUGCAUGUUUGCAUGUUCUCCCCAUGUCUGUGUGGGUUUCCGCCGGGUGUUCCGGUUUACUCCCACACGUGUGUAUGUGUGUGUGUGUGUUUGUCUGCCCUGUGAUGGACUGGCGACCCGUCCCGGGUGUGACUGUCACCCUAUAAAUCAGACCCAAGGACUGAAUCAUUAAUCAAUAACUCUGUUUAUUUAGAAUUUCUACACAGUCACCUUCCGAUGCAUUUUAAUGCCGCCAGCAAAAAGUGUUCUUGGUUGAGCUCGUAACCACUGAUGCGCCGCUGCUUUCACGUCAUCAUCACAUAAAAUCCUUCUUCCCCUUAAAGCUUCUUUGAGCGUCCAGAAAGGUGGAAAUCAGAUGGAGCUAAAUCUGGACAAUAAGCGUCUCUCAGACACAACCGAUUCCUCCUCCUCCUACUACACCCUCUCCGCUUAUAACCAAAAUAUAAAAGUGAGGAAACUGGGUCCAGUAUGCAGUAUGAACCGAGUGUAGUAUGCAGUAUAUACUGGAUGAAGUAUGCAGUAUUUACUAAGUGCAGUAUGCAGUAUGUACCGAGUGCAGUAUGUAGUAUAUACUGGGUGCAGUAUGAACUGUGUGCAGUAUUCAGUAUGUAUACUGAGUGCAGUAUACAGUAUAUUCUGUGUGUAGUAUACACUAUAUACGGGAUGUAGUAUACUGUAUAUACUAGGUGCAGUAUGUACUCGGUGUAGUAUGUACUCGGUGUAGUAUGUACUGAGUGCAGUAUACAGUAUAUUCUGUGUGUAGUAUACACUAUAUACGGGAUGUAGUAUACUGUAUAUACUGGGUGCAGUAUGUACUCGGUGUAGUAUGUACUGAGUGCAGUAUACAGUAUAUUCUGUGUGUAGUAUACACUAUAUACGGGAUGUAGUAUACUGUAUAUACUAGGUGCAGUAUGUACUCGGUGUAGUAUGUACUCGGUGUAGUAUGUACUGGGUGCAGUAUACAGUAUAUUCUGUGUGUAGUAUACACUAUAUACGGGAUGUAGUAUACUGUAUAUACUAGGUGCAGUAUGUACUCGGUGUAGUAUGUACUCGGUGUAGUAUGUACUGAGUGCAGUAUACAGUAUAUUCUGUGUGUAGUAUACACUAUAUACGGGAUGUAGUAUACUGUAUAUACUAGGUGCAGUAUGUACUCGGUGUAGUAUGUACUGGGUGCAGUAUUCAGUAUAUUCUGUGUGUAGUAUACCCUAUGUGUACUGGAUGUAGUAUACUGUAUAUACUAGGUGAAGUAUACAGUAUAUACUGUGUGUGGUAUGCAGUAUAUAACUUUUUGAAGAUCCCUCAUAAUAUUUUAAGAAUAUUUUCCCUCAUCCUCAUUUGGUCUGUUUUUGUUUCCUCUGUGCGCUCAGGUUUCCUCCCACCUAUAAAAAAAGCACACAGAAGGAUGGAUUGGAUGUUCUACAUUGCUUUUAGAUGCUCGAGUGUGAGUGAAUUAGUGUGUGUGUGUGUGUGUGUGCUGGUGUGUGUUAAGACAGUUUUGGAACACAGUACUGAAGCACGUGUCGAGUGAAGGGACGAAACAAAGCACCUUACGUACCGUCAUCAGAAACAGGAGAGAUUCUGAGACACGUUUUUGUUUUAUUUAUUUAGGAUUUAUUCAUGAGUUACCAGGUUUAAAUUUAAAUAAAUUGUAUUAAAAUGAAUAAAUCAAGGAAUUUAAAACUGCUGUGCAGAAACGGUCCAAUUGCUACGACGGCGGAUUAUGACCACUGUAAAAAAAAUAUUAUUAAGUUUUGAUUUUGAGAGUAAAGUCAAAAUGAAUCGCGGUGGCAACAGUGCAAGCAAAGAGUCCCGGGCAUCUCUCUCCCCUGCCGCUUCUACCAGCUUCUCUGGUGGGAUCCCCAGGCGUUCCCUCCUCCCAGUUGGCCUCCUAGUCGAAAUGAUUAUGAGAAUGAAGUUGAAAUAUUAUGGACAGAGUGUGCAGCCGGCGUAGGCUGGUCAGUUCAGAGAAGCUCGGGUCUCAGUACCUGGAUCGGCCUCUACUGCGCGUUACUGUGGUUAUCCAGUAACCCGUGAUUAUUUUUGGGUGGUUGUUUGUAUUGUACGCUUCCAUCCACAUGACACGACGACUAAACCCGUCAACGCAACCGUUAAUAGGGAUGCUGUACGGCUUUAGAUUAUCGUAUGAGUCUGUUGGGGCCUUGGUUAAAGUACCGGCGGCGACGCAGACGCCGAGCGCACUGGUGGCGCACGUUCUUCUAAAUAAUCACAGUUUAUUGCAAAGUCGUUUCAGCGUCCUUAUACUAAUAACAAACUGGUGCUGAUGUGCAGGAGAUUUAGGACUUCUUUAUUUGUGAAACCAAUACGAUAUUAAGAUAACUUCACCACAUCAUGAACAUCCCUCAUGUUAACACCGUUAUGGAGGUCGUUAUGGCCCGUAAUAUUUCAACUUUAAUCUCCAAAUCAUUUCAAAAUCACUUUAUCAUCAAAACUGAAACUUAAACGACUUUAUUCUCGAAAUUUCAAAACUUAAAAAUGUAUAUUUUUUACAGUAAUAAUACGCCAUCGUACACCGAGCAGGCAUAACAUUCUGAGCACUGACAGGUGAAGUGAAUAACACUGAUUAUCUCUUCAUCACGGCACCUGUUAGUGGGGGGGAUAUAUCAGGCAGCAAGUGAACAUUUCAUCCUCACGAGGAUCUGAGCGAGUCUGACGAGGGCCAGACGACCGGGUCAGAGCAUCUCCAAAACUGCAGCUCUUGUGGGGUGUGUCCCGGUCUGCAGUGGUCAGUAUCUAUCAAAAGUGGUCCAAGGAGGGAACAGUGGUAAACCGGCGACAGGGUCAUGGGUGUCCAAGGCUCACUGAAGGCUGGCCCGUGUGGUCCGAACCACAGACGAGCUCCUGUAGCUCAAACUGCUGAAGAAGUUCAUGCUGGUUCUGAUAGAAAGGUAGACAGGGCAGCACAGUUUGUUGUGUAUGGGGCAGCAAAAGGCGGACCAACACAAUAUUAGGAAGGUGGUCAUAAUGUUAUGCCUGAUCAGUGUAAAUUGCAAAUAUUUUCUGAUAACACGAUUUAUCAGCUGACGUUUUCUUUUCUUUUUUCGUUUAAAUGAGUUUGGAGUGUUUCUGUUAUUUCUUUUUUUGCUGUUGUUUGAUUUUUUAACUCGAGAUGCUGUGUAGAACAGUCAUCCAUGCUUGGAACUGGUGUUACUGGUCUGAUUUGACUUGAACGUUGACUGACUGCUGCCUGUGUGUACAGAAGAGUGAUAGAAGUCUGGCGUUUCUGUGUGUCCGACUGCUGUGCUUUUGUUCAUUUGAUGUAAAACUCACGAUCAUUAUCAACGUUGUGGAUGAAAUUCUUUUCCUAACCAGGUUUGACGAGUUUAUUUGUAUGUUACGUGUGCUUGUGUUUCAUACAUGCUGUUCUUGGUUAUAUGGUUUUAAUAGAAUUGUGUAUGUAUUGUGAUUUUUUGUUUUCAUUUUAUGGACCAUUUAUUUAUUCGACACUCCUCUGAUUUUAUCAUGAGGUUUGACCACGAAUGCACAAUUUUAUUUAGCAAUAUUCAGCCAGUAAAGGUCAAAUCAUUCCACUCAACAAAAACUACUGACAUUCUAAAUCUACUGUGGUAUUUUCCAUUUUAAUGUUUACUUUCUUUUUCUUAUAUUCUGUUCACUUCUGCUUGUGUGUUUGACUAAAUUUCUGAACUAAAUGAUUUUAACAAUGCUUUUUACUGUAUCAAACACUGCCGAGCAAAACAUGGACCAAACCCAAAAUCCCUUUUAAUGGUCCUCACAACAAAUCACUGGUUGAAUGAUUCUGGCUGUGUUUCAGAUAGCUCACUACAUACUACCUGCAUGCUAAUGUGGCUCCAAAUCAUUACGCAGUAUUUGACCAAUAUGAUUGCAAAGAGAGCUAUCUUUGUCGGGCACUGCACCCCAUCAUGCGACCAUGCGGCCAUGCCAUUAAUAAAGUUGGGCAGAACCUUGUUUCAGUGUGUUCUGUAGUAUGGUUUGCUUACUCAAUACUGUAUUGUAUGUACUGAGUGCAGUAUACACUAUGUACUGGAUGUACUAUGCUUUAUAUACUGGGUGCCGUAUGCAGGACAAACUGGGUACAGUAUACAGUAUAUACUAAGUGCAGUAUACUGUAUAUGCUGGGUGCAGUAUGUAGGAUACAGUAUAUACUAGGUGCAGUAUACAGUAUAUACUGGGCAGAGUAUACAGUAUGUACUGAGUGCUGUAUGCAGUAUUUAUUGGGUGCAGUAUGCAGUACAUACUUGGUGCAGUAUGCAGUAUAUACUGAGUGUAGUAUACAGUAUGUACUGGGUGCUGUGUACAGUAUAUACUGAGUGCUGUAUGCAGUAUGUACUGGGUGCAGUAUGCAGUACAUACUUGGUGCAGUAUGCAGUAUAUACUGAGUGUAGUAUACAGUAUGUACUGGGUGCUGUGUACAGUAUAUACUGAGUGUAGUAUACAGUAUGUACUGGGUGCUGUGUACAGUAUAUACUGAGUGCUGUAUGCAGUAUGCACUGGGUGCAGUAUGCAGUACAUACUUGGUGCAGUAUGCAGUAUAUACUGUGUGCGGUAGACAGUAUGUACUGGGUGCAGUACACAGUAUGUACUGAGUGCCAUAUACAGUAUACAGUAUAAACUGUGUGCGGUAUGCAGUAUGUCCUGGGUGCAGUAUACAGUAUAUACUAAGUGCAGUAUACUGUAUAUGCUGGGUGCAGUAUGUAGGAUACAGUAUAUACUAGGUGCAGUAUACAGUAUAUACUGGGCAGAGUAUACAGUAUGUACUGAGUGCUGUAUGCAGUAUGUACUGGGUGCAGUAUACAGCAUAUACUCAGUGCAGUAUGCAGUACAUACUUGGUGCAGUAUGCAGUAUAUACUGUGUGCGGUAGACAGUAUGUACUGGGUGCAGUACACAGUAUGUACUGAGUGCCAUAUACAGUAUACAGUAUAAACUGUGUGCGGUAUGCAGUAUGUACUGGGUGCAGUGUGUAGUGGGUGAUUACUAACACAGCCUCUUAUAGAUCUGUAAAUGUCAUGUAAAAACACGUGUCCAUGUAAACUCAACCUCUUGAUAUCACUGCCUGAUGCAUGAUUGACAGUUUGUUGUCAUAGCAACCGCAUCCGAACUCCAAAUGAAUGAAUUUCCUUCACUAGACGUGAGAACUUUUUGAGCAUCCCAUGUUUUAAUCCUUGUAGCAAGCAAAGCAUUUUAAUGCAUAUUUCUCUUUUCUUUGUUUUCCUUUAGUACUGUAUUGAUCUUUAGAACAAACUGAUAGAUUACUUAUAGAUUAUAUAUAAAUGAUUAAAUAUGCACUGUAUGUACAGUAUAUGUAGUGUAUAUCUGCAGUGUACACUGACCCCGAGAGCGAGUCUGCGCUGUGCGCCGGUCUCCGUUCUGCCCAGAUAAACUUUACCUGAUAGAGACGAGUGGCUUUUUUGAUCUCUGUGAUUUAAAACGGUUGAAUAAAACAACACAUGAGAAAUAA